Molecule: messenger RNA, 3700 nt
Organism: Pangasianodon hypophthalmus (striped catfish)
Lineage: Eukaryota; Metazoa; Chordata; Actinopteri; Siluriformes; Pangasiidae
Gene: gtf2e1
Product: general transcription factor IIE, polypeptide 1, alpha
Exons: 6
Coding region: 410-1744 (444 amino acids)
Biological process (GO): transcription open complex formation at RNA polymerase II promoter; transcription initiation at RNA polymerase II promoter
Cellular component (GO): transcription factor TFIIE complex
Source: RefSeq, a predicted model, not a curated record
UCAGGAAUUAAACGAAACAAGAGGUUGUGAUUUUUAAAUGUGUUUAAAUAUAUUAUUUCAUCACAGAAGUCGAUGCUAAUGUGUAUAUACAAAUUUAUUUCUUGUUAAAUGUAUAUUUAAACGCAAGAAUGAAUAGUUUAUAGUCCUUACUUUUAAACUCUUGACGCGUCUCGCCUGUGAAACAACAUCCGGUGCGUCACUUCCGAAAAGUCCAUGCUAGGAGGCUGAUUUAGCCUGAGCUGGGUCCACAGACUGAGACAGCUCUACCUGAAACACUCUACAACUCUGUUUAUCUCCACGCUACUGGACCAAUCUCUUGAAGCCGUUGUGUAUUUUAAGUGCAUUAAUCAACCUGCAAAUAUCCCCGGACAGUCGAUUACAUUUGGACAGGCCUCCAGCUGUGUGUGUGAUGACCGAGCCGGAGGUGCUGACCGAAGUCCCGGCGGCGCUGAAGCGCCUGGCCAAGCAGGUGGUACGUGGUUUCUACGGCAUCGAGCACGCUCUGGCUCUGGACGUGCUGAUCCGCAAUGCCUGUGUGCGUGAGGAGGACAUGCUGGAGCUGCUCAAGUUUGACCGCAAGCAGCUGCGCUCCGUGCUCAACACUCUGAAAGCCGACAAGUUCGUCAAGUGCCGCAUGCGCGUGGAGACGGCGCCGGAUGGCAAGACCACACGUCACAACUACUACUUCAUCAAUUACAGGCUACUGGUCAACGUGGUGAAGUACAAGCUGGACCACAUGCGGAGACGCAUCGAGACGGACGAACGCGACUCCACCAACAGGGCGUCGUUCCACUGUCCCAACUGCUGCAGCACAUUCACCGACCUGGAGGCCAACCAGCUGUUUGACCCAAUGACAGGGACGUUCCGCUGUACGUUCUGCCAGACUGAGGUGGAGGAAGACGAGUCGGCCGUGCCGAAGAAAGAUGCGCGGACGCUGGUUGCCCGCUUCAACGAGCAGAUCGAGCCCAUUUAUGUGUUGCUACGGGAGACUGAAGAUGUCAACCUGUCGCAUGAGCUACUGGAGCCUGAGCCUACAGAAAUCCAGGCUCUGAAGCAGAGUCGGGAGCGUGCAGCUCAAUCUGGAGGUUCAGCGGCGGCUGGAGCGGCGGGUCGGGAGGUCUGGAGGACGAAGGGCUCGUCAUAUGCCGAUCUAUACACGCAGAAUGUCGUGAUCAACAUGGAGGAGCAGGAGAGCCAGCAGACCCAGGCAGCCGAGGCCAAAGCCCCCAAAGAGAGACCGGUGUGGCUGACUCAGAGCACCGUGCAGGGCGCCUACAACGAGAACGACGCCCUCAAAGCUGCUGGCGAGGACUCCAUGGUAACCCAGGAAGGUAUGGCUGGACGAGGCCAUGUGCAGGAUGAGAAUGAGGAAGUGAUGCGUGCCCUCCUCAUCCAUGAAAAGAAGAGUGCACCUGCACCAGUGGGCGGAGCCAUUCACAGGCCCCCCAUCCCGGCAGCCAACGCCAGCGACUCGGAGAGCGACACCAGCGAAUCGGACGAGGACUCUCCGGUCCAAGCCAUCGCUGCUCCACCGAAGCCGGGCCGACUGGACGAAGACGACGAGGAUGAUGAGGACGAUGAGUUUGAGGAGGUGGGAGAUGAUCCGAUGGUGAUGGUGGGAGGAAGAGCUUACUCCUACAGGGAGGUGAGCCAGAGGCCAGAGCUGGUGGAGCAGAUGAGCACCCAGGAGAAGGAGGCCUACAUUGAGAUGGGGCAAAACCUCUUCCAGGACAUGUACUUUUGAGGAACCUGUGCUCUCAGUCUCCCCCUUUCUCUCUCUCUCUCUCUCUCUCUCUCUCUCUCUCUCUCUCUCUCUCUCUCUCUCUCUGUCCACUCUAGCUCCUUUAAUGCUCACUUCAACACUGUGGUACCACGCUGUUGCUUUUGGAACAUUGACACACACUGUGUGGGGAAUUGUGCUGAAGGUCAAACUCCCACAGAGGGGUGCAGUAUUAUUCUGUUCUACAGGACUCCUGAUGACAUUUCUUCUCACUCACUUACACGAGUACCACACAGUCAAGGUAUUUUUGUCUUGAAUUCCAGAAUAAAAAUAUCCCCACACACACACACACACACACACACAGAUAUGUGUUUGCUUUUCUGGUUUGGUUUUCAGUCCCACACUCUCUUGGGCAAAUAGCAGAGGGUUCAGUGUUUAAGUUAAUGUCUGGAUACAGGGUGACCUUCCAGAAUGCCUGCAUAAUUAAAAAAACCUCACACUGGAGGGUCCUGAAGCUGUUGAUUUGCCAUUUGAGACGGCAGAGGUAUACAUAUUAGAGACCUAGAUGGUUAAUGGCGCCAUCUUACACAGAGUCGCAAUACUGGUACUCCAUCAAGGAUGACAGUUACAUUUAAGUUUAAAUAAUAAAAAAAAAAGCAGAUAUAACCGAAAUGUCGAGGUGUACCACAUUUUUCUGCAACAGCACCUCAUUUAAGUGUUGUCUAAGCUUAUGUUAUGUUGUGAGGUUAACUGGUGUUAGCUUGUAUGUGUAUUGUCUACUGUUGGGUUACUCAAAGCAUCAGUGGAUAUUGUGUUAUUAGAUUAGAUGUCUAAUUUCCUAAAGUCAGAUAAGGACACGGUCAUUUUAGUGGUGGAAAAAUCCACUGUGGUCGUCAGACCUAAAUUAUGAGUGUGUACGAAUUUUUCAAUUGUUUUUUUUUUUUUUUUUUUUUUCACCAUUUAUAGUGUAUCAUAGGUUAUUUAAUUUGUGUAUUCAGACUUUCAAAUGCACUAUACUAAGAUAAAGCUGUACUCAGAAAACAAUCACUUAAAGAAAAAAAGAAACAAUGCAAAUAGCUUUAGUAGUGCAUCCUAUGUUACCUAUCUAGGUCUCUAAUAUACAGUGUGUAUAUGUACAUCUUCAAGGUGUCACAUGGUAUAAACAUUUCAUUAUUACCAUGCUAAAGAUCCUUCAUCUUCCCGCUCUUCCUCUUAAGCCUCUCUCCUCUUUCUGGACAGUAUUUUGGGAAUAUGUUGUUAUGGAGGGAAAAAAAUCUUUCAUUGUCAAACAGGCCCUCUUCUCUCUUUCUAUGAGGAAAUGUACUUUGUUUAAUUGAAUAUGAACACAUGAUGUUUUUUAAGGGGUGGGUGUGGAUAAAGUGACUUCUUUAACAGCAAUAAAGAGCUGUUGGUAAAUGUGUGUGUUUCUGAAUUUGAUUGCCGGUUGCAGGCAGGGGUUGUGUAUCCUAAUGGAGAACGAUGUUGCCUCCGAACAUUUUAAUGAUAAAUGGACAUGUUUUUGUGAUGUUUUUUCAUAUUAUUCUUUUUCUGUGUGUUAAAAAAGACUCAGUGUUUCUCUCUACAAAUUUGACUACAAAUUCAACAAAAUAAUAGUGUCACAGCCAAAGCCAAUCACAGGCCAGAGUUAAUUUCUGACUUGUAAUUCAGUGUUUUGUUCUUUCUUACUAUCUUACUAUCUCUUACUAAGCUGCAUUUGAAGAGUUGGAGUAGAAAACCCGACUAUUUUGGAAAAGGUUAAAAUGUGCAGUGUGAGAUUGUUGCAAUAAAAAACACUUUUACUGAUUAUAGUGUAGUGCAGGGGAGGACUGUGAGUGCCUGGGACAAGCAGAUUGUGCCUCCCGGCUGCACGUUGGCUACACGUUCUUUUUCUUUUUUAGAAAAUUUAAAUAAAUAACUGCCUUGCACAAAAUAAAACUUUUCAUCUGAGCUGUUUAAACACCACGUCCAAGCUGUUUUUUU